Molecule: messenger RNA, 1220 nt
Organism: Thalassophryne amazonica
Lineage: Eukaryota; Metazoa; Chordata; Actinopteri; Batrachoidiformes; Batrachoididae
Gene: rab6ba
Product: RAB6B, member RAS oncogene family a
Exons: 8
Coding region: 168-794 (208 amino acids)
Molecular function (GO): GTPase activity; GTP binding
Source: RefSeq, a predicted model, not a curated record
GAAUCCUCGAUCACUGAGGAGGAGAGAAAAAAAAAAAAAAAGAGCUGUCGGAGCGUCACGGAGCGGUGCAGUAACAUCUCCAUCACGAGCAGAAAGCAGCAUCAUUCUGCACAUCCAGCGAGUGGGAGCGAGUCCACGCAAACUGCACGCCGUGUCCCAGCCUCACCAUGUCCGCGGCCAGCGACUUUGGGAACCCGUUACGAAAAUUCAAGCUGGUGUUUCUAGGUGAACAGAGUGUUGGGAAGACGUCUCUGAUUACACGGUUCAUGUACGACAGUUUUGACAACACAUAUCAGGCAACGAUUGGGAUUGAUUUCCUGUCAAAAACCAUGUAUUUGGAGGAUCGAACGGUGAGGUUGCAGCUCUGGGAUACAGCAGGACAAGAACGCUUUAGGAGCCUUAUUCCCAGUUACAUACGUGACUCCACUGUGGCUGUGGUGGUCUACGACAUUACAAAUGUUAAUUCAUUCCAACAAACGUCAAAGUGGAUCGAGGAUGUGAGAACAGAGCGAGGCAGUGAUGUCAUUAUUAUGCUAGUAGGCAAUAAAACAGACCUGGCAGAUAAGAGGCAAAUAACAAUUGAGGAAGGUGAACAGAGGGCUAAAGAGCUGAGUGUUAUGUUCAUCGAGACCAGUGCCAAGACUGGUUACAACGUCAAACAGCUGUUUCGACGUGUCGCCGCAGCUCUCCCAGGAAUGGAAUGUAUGCAAGAGACAAGCAAGGAAGGAAUGACUGAUAUUAAGUUGGACAAACCACAAGAGCCCCAAACGACCGAAGGUGGCUGUUCCUGCUAAUAAUCAACACUGUGCAGGAAAAUGCCAUUUACACCAUGUGCUUGAUGUGUUGCAUCCCAUUGGUUAAACUUCAGUUGACUUUGCACAUCAGAAUUGGGCCUCCUCACCUGACCAAUAGGGUCAUUUCGAUAGAACUAGCAAUAUGUGAGUUUGGUGUGUAAAGGAGUGUUGCCAACUUUAUUAUUGAGAAAAAGAAGGGAAAAAAAAACCUGAUGCAACAUAUAAGAAAAAAGAUCCCUGAGGUGUGUGUGUGCGCGUAUGCGUGCGCAUGUGUAUUUUUAUGUAAACAGUGGCGUUUCCCCAGUUUGUUUGUAUUUUUGUAUAUUCAGGGAAAUUCCUUUGGAAAACACUGAAACUCUGUAUUUAAGAGGUUGACGUGUUCUGAGAUGCACUCUUAUGGAUCUCAUCGUCCUUAUGGGCAGAGAC